Cyclospora cayetanensis is the source of this 840-nucleotide messenger RNA. RefSeq lists its product as uncharacterized. Bases 1 to 840 code for a protein of 279 amino acids. Gene Ontology annotation, biological process: intracellular signal transduction; microtubule polymerization. The transcript is spliced from 6 exons. NCBI's taxonomy places the organism in Eukaryota, Apicomplexa, Conoidasida, Eucoccidiorida, Eimeriidae. Gene Ontology annotation, molecular function: tubulin binding. The record is from RefSeq and is a predicted model, not a curated record.
AUGGCACAGCCCACGCUCUGCCCAAUGGGAGACUCGCCGUCCCUGUGGCGACAGGGCUUUGAGGAUAGCAGCGGAAUUUGGGUGUCUCGCGCCCUGACCUCGGGGCUGGAAGACGAGCCGGUGCAGCAGUACCGUCAUCGGUACUACACGCCUCCCCCGCCAUGCCCCCCUACGGUGGUUGUCCCCUUGAGAACCAACUUCUACGAGCCAUGGGGGUUCUCUACGCCCCCAGUGGAGCCGGGGGCCCGCAGUACCGACAAGGGGCCGCAGCAGUACAAAACUGUGUUCGAUCGGCUGACGGAUUCAGCCUUCUACACGGGCGCUCACAGAGAGCGAUUCGAUGAACUAGGGAAUGGGAGGGGUCUUGCUGGUCGCGAGUACCUUUACACGCACGACGGCAUGACAGAGAGUCCCUCAAGAACUCACGAAGUUUACUCAUCAGUUGUUAGACGACCUCGCAAGGCCCUGGUAGCUCCCGGGACUUUGGGGGUCCAGCGAUUUGGCCUGCAGACCUCGCCGCCCCGUCUCCUGUGGCUCUUCCGAAAUGGUGAUAAGCAUCAUGAUGGGACCCCCUUUUUCGUUAAGGCGCACAUCAAAACUCUCGAGGCGCUAUAUCAAGAGCUCACCAAGGUAGUGACUCCGAUUGCGGGGCCUGUGCGUCGCUUGUACGACCAAAAUCUCCGCAUUAUUGGGGACCUUGCAGAUUUAGUGGAUGGCGCGAAGUAUCUUUGCACCUCAGGCGAGCCCCCAGCCUGCGCUGAGCGCCUUCAAAAGUUCUUAAGUGAGUGGGUAAUUCAAAAACCACAAACCAAGGUUUGGAGCGAAUUUUUUGUUGUCUAG